AUGGCUCCGCGAUGCUCAGGCGGAUCACCACAUUUUCUGCCUUUCUUAUACCCCUCAUUGUUCCUGACUAAGGCCUCAGGAGCGUCUCGCCUGGCCACCACAGCAGUGCAAGUUCGACACCACAUUGCCGAGCCAGCGUCCGGCGAGCCAGCAUCCUCCAAGCUUGACCCACGGGCUGACGACUAUUACGUGACAAACUUUGCCGACAAAGCAAAGCUCAACAUCUACGCUGGCGCGGGCGGCGGCGGUUGUAUCAGCUUCGCUCGCGAGGCCUACUUGCCCGAUGGCCCGCCCAAUGGUGGUGACGGAGGCCACGGUGGCAACGUCUACAUCCAGGCAGUCCACGGUGAAACAUCCUUACACAAACUAGCCCGGAGGCGAUUCAUCAGAGCGACGAGAGGGACGAAUGGGCAAGGGAGCAACAAGGCAGGAAAGCGUGGCGAGGAUGUCAUCAUCACAGUGCCCGUGGGCACGGUUGUCCGCGAGCUCAGCCGCGAGGACCCUGAGAUCGAAGAGCAGUACCGUCGGCGGUUAUACAAAGUACGCAAGGCCCUACCGAAGCCGGAGGACAGCAGCCCUGACGGCCGGAGGGAGGGACUACCCGAGGAGCCGGAGUACGAUAACCCAGAACUGGACAAGUGGAUCCUGUACCCUGGUAUAUCGUCGUCCGAGAAGAAGAAGAUAUUCGUCCCCGAUCUUCCCAGCCGGGACAAGCUCUUUGCCCAGCCUCCAGCCCCGAUCAAGCUGGACCUGUCCAAGCCCAUGGCGCGGCCCAUCCUUCUCGCAGCCGGUGCACUCGGCGGGCUAGGAAACCCACACUUUGCCUCUCGCGAACGGCCCCGGCCGCUCUUCGCCACAAAGGGUGACAAGGCCAUCUCCAUGCAGAUAGAGCUGGAGCUGAAGCUCCUUGCAGACGUCGGACUUGUCGGCCUCCCCAACGCCGGGAAGAGCACUCUCGUGCGAGCCCUAACCAACAGUCGGGCGAGGGUAGGCGCUUGGGCGUUCACAACGUUGCAGCCAAACAUCGGCACCGUGGUCCUGGACAACAACAGUGGCAGGCCCGUGGUCACGAGCUACCACCACCAGGACGUGCAAGACAGCUGGGAAGGCGACACUGAGGUGGUACAAAGGACGAGGUUCACCAUCGCAGAUAUCCCGGGACUGAUUGAGGGCGCCCACCUGGACAAAGGCCUAGGCAUUGCAUUCCUGCGACAUGUGGAGAGGGCCGGUGUCCUAGCAUUCGUGAUUGAUUUGAGCGCGGGGAAUGCGGUGAAAGCGUUGAAAGCGCUCUGGACCGAGGUCGGAUUAUACGCUCAGAUGCGCGAGGAAGAAGAGCAAGACAGGGAACGUGAGGCAAGGAUCGAACAAGGCCUUGGCCCUGAGGCUGAAGAGGAGGUAUCAUCGCCGUGGGGGCAGGACUGGCCUAUCCAUUCGGAAUAUCCUAAUGAGCCAGCCAAACAGACAGGCCUGAACAUUGCGGCUAAGCCAUGGUUCGUGAUCGCGACCAAGGGCGACUUGCCGGAUACCCAGGAGAACUUCAAGGAACUGCGGGACUACCUGACUAAGGUCACUGGCGGCGACGAGCCCCAUCCGAGUGGCAUUGAUGGCGCUUGGGUGAAGGACUGCGCGGCUAUUCCGGUCAGUGCACUCAAGGGACAGGGCGUGGACAGAGUCAUCCACUGGACUUUCAAGGGUCGCGGAGGCAGAGGCGGGGGCAGAGGAGGCGGCAGAGGUGGUGGUCGUGGUGGUGGCGGCAAGCGGGAGAAUCGUGAAAACCGUUACCGCGCGGACAUCAUCAAAGAGCAUGAGAAGAUGGAGCACUACUACAAUGAGCUCCUCGAGCUGAAAGAUGAAGAGAAGGUGGCUUUCUGGGACGCACUCCGUCGAGAGCUGCCCAACAGCUUCAGAUUCUGCGGCUCGAAAGGACAUGCACUCACUGUCAAGCGACUCCUCGAGAAACGCUACAUCCCCGAGAUCGUCGAGAUGACCAACUACGAUGGCAUGCCAGUUGAGGCCCCCCAACCUGUGCCUUGGUACCCCGACAACCUGGCAUGGUGGAUGACGACCCCCAAGAACGUCAUCCGCCGCUACCCGCCCUUCGCAAAAUUCCAAAAGUUCCUUGUGUCAGAGACCAGUGUUGGAAACAUCAGCCGCCAGGAGGUCGUCAGCAUGAUCCCUCCCCUGCUCUUGGACGUUAAGCCGGGCCAUGUCGUUCUCGACUUGUGCGCUGCGCCUGGAAGCAAGGCCGCUCAGCUCCUGGAGAUGCUCCACCAGGGAGAGGAGGGCCGUAUACUCAAGGCUCUGCAGAUACACGCAAACGAGGAUGGUCGCGAGGUUCCUGCGUACCCCGGCCUGGAUACCGUCGAUAUGGAAGUGGAUUCGAAGGAUGAUGGCCGUGCUACCGGUCUCUUGGUCGCGAACGACAUGGACUACAAGCGAAGCCACCUCCUGAUCCACCAGCUGAAGCGGCUCUCUUCACCCAACAUGAUCGUUACCAACCACGAUGCGACACUGUUCCCCUCGCUGCAGCUUCCGUCCGAGAACUCGUCACAGGUUCAGUACCUCAAGUUCGAUCGCAUCCUGGCUGAUGUGCCCUGCUCUGGGGAUGGCACGCUGCGGAAGAAUGUCAACCUUUGGAAGGACUGGAUCCCUGGGAACGCCCUAGGCCUGCAUCAGACCCAGGUCAGGAUCCUCGUCCGUGCCCUACAGAUGCUCAAGCCUGGAGGCAGAGUGGUCUACUCAACGUGCAGUAUGAACCCUGUUGAGAAUGAGUCCGUUAUUGCGGCGGCUAUUGAGCGCUGUGGUAGCGAAAACGUCGAGAUCUUGGAUUGCAGCAACGAGCUCCCUUGUCUCCAGCGCGUGCCCGGAAUGACAAAGUGGAAAGUGAUGGACAAAGCCGGCCGUAUAUGGAAUGACUGGAAGGAGGUCGAGGAAUGGGUUGAGAAGGAGAGCAAGGACGGCCUCAUUCCUGGGAAGCUGGUGCCUACCAUGUUUCCACGCAAGCAGGACGAGGACACCCCAGCGAUCCCACUGGAGAAGUGCAUCAGAGUGUAUGCGCACCAGCAAGAUACCGGAGGGUUCUUCAUCACCGCAUUGCACAAGAAGAAGGAGUUCAAGGCCAAGCCUGAAAAUUGGAUGUCAUUGGCAAACAAGGCAUCAGAACCUGCGGCGACCCAAGAGAGCGAGCCACAACCGGAAGAUGGCGCCGCGACGGCAGCGGCUCUCGUCAAGGCUGAGGAAGAGGGAUCCAUCGAAGCCAAGGUCGAGUCAUCUGCCAAGCCUGCAGAUACAAAAAUGGAGGAUGACGUGGAAAUCAAGACGGAGGGCCAAGCAGCCCCCAGCGCUGGGUCAAGCAGCCCCCUGAAACGCGCUCGUCAAGAUGACGGCGACGUGCAGCCUGAGGCUAAGCGUCAACAAACAGACGCUGCACAAGCACAGUCGGACGUGCCACCUACGGGCUACUACGACGGUGAGAAGGAGCAACAACCUCCGGUCGAGCACAAAGAUACGGCCGAGCAGCAGAAGCAGGAGAACGGCGAUGCCACCCAGCAGAAGGAGCAAACGACGUCUGAUGGGUACGGUGACAAGGCUGCCAAGAAAGAGAACAAGCAACCAUUUGAAGAGCCGUUCAAAUUCCUUUCACCAGAAAACCCCGUUAUCAAGAGCGUGCAAGAGUUCUACAAGAUCUCACCCCGCUUCCCGACGGACCGCUACAUGGUCCGUAACGCAAUGGGCGAGCCAGCAAAGACCGUCUACUACACCAGUGCCCUCGUCCGGGACGUCCUGACAGCCAAUGAAGGCCGCUCAACAAAGUUCGUCCAUGGCGGCGUGAAGAUGUUCAUGAAGCAGGACGCCCCUUCGGCCGAAGUUUGCAGGUGGCGCAUCCAGAGCGAGGGCAUCCCCAUCCUGCAGGGCUAUGUCGGGCAGGAGCGUGUCGUGGUGCUCCGUAACAAGGAGACCUUGCGUAGACUCCUGAUCGAGAUGUUCCCGCGCAUUGGGGACGGAGAGUGGCAGAAGCUGGACGAGAUAGGCGAGCGGGUGCGCGACGUGGGCAUGGGGUGUCUCGUGCUGCGCAUCGAGCCGGACGGCUCCGAUGAGGACUUCAGCGAGAGGAUGGUCCUCCCGCUGUGGAAGAGCUUCCAUUCCCUCAACCUCAUGCUGCCAAAGGAGGACCGUAGCGCCAUGCUGCUGAGGAUUUACAACGACACCACUCCGCUGGUGAACAGUAUUCUCAAGCGGGACCAAAAAGCAGCAGCUGAGAACAAGACUGAGGGCGAGAACGGUACCGAGGCGGAGCCUGAGGCCACUGCUGAGACGGUGACUGAGGGUGAAGCAGCCGCUGAGACCGAGGCCGGCAACGAUGAUGGCGGCGCUCCCGUGGAUGCCAUGGAGGAGGAUACGCCAGCACCAGCACCAGCACCGGCGGCCUAG
Diaporthe citri is the source of this 4431-nucleotide messenger RNA. RefSeq lists its product as uncharacterized. Bases 1 to 4431 code for a protein of 1476 amino acids. Gene Ontology annotation, biological process: tRNA methylation. The transcript has 4 exons. The record is from RefSeq and is a predicted model, not a curated record. Gene Ontology annotation, cellular component: cytoplasm; nucleus. Lineage: Eukaryota; Fungi; Ascomycota; Sordariomycetes; Diaporthales; Diaporthaceae. Gene Ontology annotation, molecular function: tRNA binding; GTP binding; tRNA (cytidine-N5)-methyltransferase activity.